CCUUUGAUAAUAUAGGUCAACGUGGUUUGAAUCAAUGCGACGUUCAAGCAGCUUAUAGUUAAAUUAGAAGUAAAUAUACUUUAUAAUAUGUCUGUAUUCAGCAGGAGCUCGUUUGUGUUGUCUGUCUUUCGCUGUGUUAGAAGACAGCAGUUUUCCUGCUUGGAGUCUUUAGAUUAUAUUAGAAGUGCGCAAUCCGCAGCAGCACGAACCCGAUGUAGUCAUUCAUGGUCAGCGAGGUGUUUAACAAACUAUAACACCAAACAUAUAUGGACGUCAUACCAACGAGAUCUUUCUUCUGAGGUACCGUCUAAAGAAGAUGAGUACCCACCUUUACCAGAAUACAGUCCCGAUGUAGAGACCCAGACCCAGGCUAAAGAAGUGUUCAUCAUCCGUGCCAAGGGUCUUCCUUGGUCAUGUACUUCAGAAGACAUAAUGAGCUUCUUUUCUGAGUGUCGGAUCCGUGGUGGAGUUCAAGGAGUCCAUAUUAUAAACAACAGGAACGGCAGGCCGACUGGACAGGCCUUCAUUGAGUUAGAGCACGAGGAGGAUGUGGGCAAAGCAUUAGACCAGCACAAACAAUACCUAGGGCAGCGCUAUAUUGAAGUGUAUGAGGUCACAAACAAGGAUGCCGAUGCCAUAUUAAAGGCCACAGAAGAAAGUUCAGAGUCAGAUGGAGUGAUCCGACUCCGAGGGCUUCCCUUCAGCUGCACGGAAAAAGAUGUCAUUCAGUUUUUCGCUGGGUUAGAGAUCGUGGAAGAUGGAGUUACAAUAAUCUCAAAUAAGAAAGGCAGGAACUCGGGGGAUGCUUUUGUGCAGUUCGCCACGAAGGAAAUGGCAGACAAGGCCCUAGAGAGAGACCGAGAGGUCAUGGGAAACAGGUACAUCGAGAUCUUCCGCAGCAGAAAAAGUGAGAUCCAGGCACAGAAUGGAAGAGGGCGAAAUGUGACUUCAGAAAACACAGCAAGUGCCGGGCACACAUUCACAUCGCACAAGGCGAGAACUGCAAACCCACUGUCAACAACACAUCAAAGUUCCUCUAAACCUGAUAAUCUCAUUCACAUGAGAGGUUUACCCUACGGAUGUACAGCAGAUGACAUUGUAAAUUUUUUCUCUCCUAUCAGAAUGGACAAAGUUCUUAUAGAGUAUGGUCCUGGUGGACGCCCCACUGGUGAGGCAGAGGCCUAUUUUACAACACAUCAGGAUGCAGUAGCAGCCAUGUCCAAAGACAGAGAGUACAUAAUGGAGCGAUACAUUGAGUUGUUUCUGAAUUCUCCACCAACUAAGGAAGAAUAAGACCAAAGUGAACUUAUUUUAAACUGUCCUGUAACAUUUGUGUGAUGAUUCAACAUUAAAAAAAUGUUAUUAAA
Molecule: messenger RNA, 1367 nt
Organism: Triplophysa dalaica
Lineage: Eukaryota; Metazoa; Chordata; Actinopteri; Cypriniformes; Nemacheilidae
Gene: grsf1
Product: G-rich RNA sequence binding factor 1
Exons: 9
Coding region: 88-1293 (401 amino acids)
Biological process (GO): regulation of RNA splicing
Cellular component (GO): nucleoplasm; ribonucleoprotein complex
Molecular function (GO): RNA binding
Source: RefSeq, a predicted model, not a curated record